Molecule: messenger RNA, 763 nt
Organism: Nannochloropsis gaditana CCMP526
Exons: 2
Coding region: 35-289 (84 amino acids)
Source: RefSeq, a predicted model, not a curated record
CAGGGGGGCAGCCUUCCCGUCGGUCGUUGAAUUCAUGCCUGAAACUCGACAAGAUUUAGGGGAUCUGCUUGAUGACUUAGAGCGGGCUCUUGCGAAAACGUACGAGACUAUGAAUUCAUUGAUUUCAGCGAGCAAGCCUACCAAGGGUGCGGUAGAGGAUUUGGCCGCAUAUUCCUUUAAAUUCAAUCUUUCUCUCCAUAACCUGCAGCUUGCGACAUCUGACUUUGCAUCCGCAGCAAAUGUCAAGACUAUUGAGCCUGACACUAUGCAGAAAAGCGGUGGUUCAUAAUCAAAGAUGAGCCAGCCACGAAGCUACUGGAGAAUUCUGUAAGAAAAAUGUUUAAAGUUGAAAAUGCUAACAGUGAAGUGAUAUCCUUUUUUAAUGGAGUGUUGAGGUGAAGUCUAGCAUCGUAGGGGAAAGCAGGAUUCUGUGUCUUCCAUUCUACACCUUGAUAAAGCGAAGAAAUCCGACAAAACCAAAGAGAUUGUUCAAGUUUAAGAUUUGUAAGCGUACAACUAUGAACUUCUUCUCUCUGUAGGCCUGAGUGGUCGUAUGCAUACGAUUCAUGAAGUGAAUCAGUAUCGCUGGAUUUUGCUUAGGAGUAAAGCACAACUAAGAAAAUAUGCUGCCUGGCAGGCAUCCUGAGACAUGAGGCAAGCGACGUAGCAAUUGAAUCCUAAUUUAAGCCAGGGCAUCUGUAUGACUCUGUUAGUUAAUUGAUGAACCAAUGAGCUUUAAAAAAAAAUCGUUGCGCGUAAUGUA